This is a messenger RNA of Diaporthe batatas, 1020 nucleotides long. RefSeq lists its product as uncharacterized. The transcript has a single exon. Lineage: Eukaryota; Fungi; Ascomycota; Sordariomycetes; Diaporthales; Diaporthaceae. Gene Ontology annotation, molecular function: nickel cation binding. Bases 1 to 1020 code for a protein of 339 amino acids. The record is from RefSeq and is a predicted model, not a curated record.
AUGAACUCUCCUUUUCCUGCCUCCGCCUCUGCUCCCGGAGAUGGAACAAUCACAGUGAAGCGACUGCCAAACGGCCACUCGCACCUCGAGUGCAUCACCUACCAGUACCCGCUCAAACUCAUCUCGCCUCCCCGGAACCACCAGCAAGACAAAUCCGUCCUCGUCUUCCUGCUGUCGUACGGAGGCGGCCUCGUGGGCGGGGACACGGUCAACCUGAAAAUCGUGGUGCAGUGCGAUGCGCGGCUCAGCAUCGUCACACAGGGCCACACCAAGAUCUUCAAGUCGGCCACUCCAGACAUCGUCACCCGCCAGACCCUCAACGUCAGCAUCGAGGACGGCGCGGCCUUGUGCCUACUGCCAGACCCAGUCCAGCCCUUCGCCGAGAGCGUCUACGAGCAGACGCAGGUCUUCCGGCUCAGGGGCCCCGGGGCGUCGCUGUUCCUGCUGGACUGGGUCACGCAGGGCCGCAGCGCACGCGGCGAGGAUUGGGACCUGAUCAGGUGGUUCGGCCGCAACGAGGUGUGGUGGUCGUCCGCCGCUGCCACAAAGGGCCAGGGAAGCGGCAGCGGCAGGCUCCUCGUGCGCGACGCCGUCAAGCUCGACGGCAGGGCCUCCCCCUCUGCCGCGGCCAAGGACCUCAGGGCCACGAUGCACGGGCUGGGCAUAUUCGGCACCCUCAUUCUGCGGGGGCCGCUGACCAAAUCCCUCGGAGAGUUCUUCGUGGCCGAGUUCGCGGCCCUCCCUCGCAUCGGGGCGCGCGACUGGAGGACCGAGGACGCCAAGCAGCCCUCCGAGGACGAGGCGGCCAGGGACCCCCACGUUGUGUGGCGCGAAGAGAGGCUGGAGAUGGAGAAGCGGGAGAAGGUGCUCUGGUCGGCUGCUGGCGUGAGGGGGUGCGUGGUCGUCAAGUUUGGGGCUGCCACCGUCGAGGCCGGCAGGAUGUGGAUCGGGUCCAUGCUCGUGAAGGAGGGCAGUGUUGAGGAGCAAUUUGGGGACCAGGCGUUGAUGUGUGUGCGAUGA